Molecule: messenger RNA, 5324 nt
Organism: Lotus japonicus
Lineage: Eukaryota; Viridiplantae; Streptophyta; Magnoliopsida; Fabales; Fabaceae
Exons: 14
Coding region: 264-5165 (1633 amino acids)
Biological process (GO): recognition of pollen; protein phosphorylation
Molecular function (GO): protein kinase activity; ATP binding
Source: RefSeq, a predicted model, not a curated record
GAAAAAAGACAAACACAACAUAUCAACAUAAGGGAAGAUGAGAGUUUCGACAUGAGAUGAUUCUCAUCCCAAUAAUAGUUGUCUGUGUUGAUGUUGAUAAAUUUGAAGAGUUGUUUUUCAUUCUAGAUCAGGCACAGACAAAACUAUUGACUAGAGACAAUUCUUUUGCUGACUUUUGAAGAUUUUUUCUUAUAGCCAAAUUUGUCGUAGCAAUUUGAAAGAAUUUCUAACCACUAACUAAACCCUGAACCAGAAGAUAGUGGAUGGAAAGCUUCAAGGUGCUAGUUUUGUGUUCUCUUCUGCUCCAUUUCAUACCAAGCAUCAACACGCUGGACACCAUUGUUCCAGGACAAUCUGUCAAAGAAGACAAGACUCUAGUUUCAGCAGAUGGUUCUUUUGAAGCUGGAUUCUUCAACUUUGGAGAUCCAAAUCAGCAAUAUUUUGGUAUAUGGUAUAAGGAUAUUUCUCCAAGAACAGUUGUGUGGAUAGCAAACAGAGAUUCCCCACUGGGAAACUCCUCUGGAGUUUUGAAUGUCACUGAUGGAGGAAAUCUUGUUAUUCUUGAUGCCACAAAUGUCUUGGUCUGGUCCUCCAAUACAUCAACAACUGCAAAGAAACCAGUUGUGCAGCUCUUGGAGAGUGGAAACCUAGUUGUGAGAGAAGAAAGCAACCCAGAGAAUCUUCUAUGGCAAAGUUUUGAUCAUCCUGGGGACACUUUGCUUGCCGGAAUGAAAAUUCGAAGUAACUUAAAAAAUGGUAAGUAUACAUCUCUUGUGUCUUGGAAAGACACACAAAAUCCUGCUACAGGUGAGUAUUCAUACCGCAUAGACACUCGCGGUUAUCCUCAAUUAGUGAUUACAAAGGAAAACAAUAUAUCCUUCAGAAUAGGUUCCUGGAAUGGAAAUACUUAUUCUGGAAUUCCAUCUAAAACAAUGUACAGAUUAUUGAAUUUCUCCUUUGUAAUAACUGAUCAGGAAGUAGUGUAUGGAUAUGAACUCCUGAACAAGUCAACUAUUACAAGAUUAAUCCUCACUACAUCAGGCCAAGCGGCGCGAUACAUAUUAUCAGAUCAGACAAAGAGUUGGCAGUUUUUGUUUGCUGGCCCUUCAGACCAGUGUGAUAAUUAUGCCUUUUGUGGUGCUAAUUCUAAUUGUGAUGCUAAUGUCACUCCGUUAUGCGAAUGCCUUCCCGGUUUUGUUCCCAAAUCUCAAGAAGACUGGAAUUCACAAAGGUGGUAUGAUGGGUGUGUUCGCCAAGUUAACUUAGAUUGUGUCCCUAAUAAUGGCUUUCUGAAGUAUACUGGAAUGAAAUUACCUGAUACGUCGGCAUCAUGGUUUGAUAAGAGCAUGAAGCUUGAGGAAUGUGAAAAAUUCUGUCUGAAAAAAUGCUCUUGCUCAGCAUAUGCAAGUUUAGAUAUCAGAGAUGGUGGGAGUGGCUGCUUGCUUUGGUUCAAUAACGUCAUCGACCUGAGGAAACUGACCUCUGGAGGACAAGACCUGUAUAUAAGAGUGGCGGCUUCAGAAUUAGGGCAUAACAAGGGCUUGAACAAGGAGCAGCUUGCAGGGGUUCUGGCAGGAUGUAUUAUGUUCAUCGUGGCCAUGAUAAUAUUGGGAAUGGUCUUACUUUGGAGAAAGAGGACGAAGAAACUUCAGAACCCAGGGAAGAAGCAAAUAUUUAGAUGGAACAAUCACCCUCACAACAAAGAGAAUGAAGACAUUGACAUUCCAAUAUUUGAUUUAUCAACCAUAGCUAAUGCAACUGAUAACUUCUCCAUUUGCAACAAAUUGGGAGAAGGUGGAUUUGGACCAGUUUACAAGGGUACUUUGACAAAUGGGCAAAACAUAGCUGUGAAGCGACUAUGCAAUAACACGGGACAAGGACCGCAAGAGUUCAUAAAUGAAGUUUUUCUAAUUGCAAAUCUUCAGCACCGAAAUCUUGUGAAACUUCUUGGGUGUUGCAUUCAAAAUGAUGAGAGAAUCUUGAUAUAUGAAUUCAUGAUAAAUAGAAGCUUGGACUACUUCAUUUUUGAUCAAACUGGACAAAUUUUACUGCUUUGGGAUCAGCGCUUCAAAAUUAUUAGCGGGAUUUCUCGGGGACUUCUCUAUCUUCAUGAGGAUUCAAGAUUAAGGAUUAUCCAUAGAGACCUCAAGGCCAGCAACAUUCUUCUAGACGAAAAUAUGAAUCCAAAAAUAUCAGACUUUGGCCUUGCUAGAAUCUUUGGGGGAGAUGAAGCUGAAGACAAGACAAAGAGAGUAGCAGGAACGUAUGGAUAUAUGUCUCCAGAGUAUGCAGCCCAUGGGUAUUUCUCAGUGAAAUCAGAUGUCUUCAGUUUUGGUGUCAUUUUACUAGAGAUAGUUAGUGGAAAGAAUAACAGGGAAUAUUUUCCCAAUGACCUUCAACUUAUUGGACAUGCAUGGAAAUUAUGGUGCAAAAACACGCCAUUGGAGGUGUUAGAUGAAUCUCUGGGCGACUCAAUUGCUCCAGCUAUACAAGAAGUAUCGAGAUGCAUUCACACCGGACUACUAUGCGUUCAAGAGAGGCCAGAGGAUAGACCAGACAUGUCAGCCGUUGUUCUAAUGCUGAAUGGUGAGAAACCAUUGCCCAGACCAAAGGAACCUGCCUUUUAUCCUCGUCACUUAAGCUCUCCAUCAGCAAAUAGUAAGCGACAUUCUACCAAUGAAAUUUCUUUGUCAUUGUUAGACACGGAAUACAGGAAACAGUGGAUGGAAAGCUUCAUAGUGCUAGUUUUGUGCUCUCUUCUGCUCCAUUUCAUACCAAGCUUCUACACACUGGACAUAGUUGCUCCAGGACAAUCUUUGAAAGAUGACAAGACUCUAGUUUCUGCAGAAGGGUCUUUUGAAGCUGGAUUCUUCAACUUUGGAGAUCCAAAUAGCCAAUAUUUUGGUAUAUGGUAUAAGGGUCUUUCUCCAAGAACAGUUGCAUGGAUAGCAAACAGAGAUUCCCCAGUGGGAAACUCCUCAGGAGUUUUGAAUAUCACUGAUGGAGGAAACCUUGUUAUUCUUGAUGCCACAAAGGGCUUGGUCUGGUCCUCCAAUAUUUCAACAACUGCAAAGAAGCCAGUUCUGCAGCUCCUGGAGACUGGAAACCUUGUUGUGAGAGAAGAAAGCAACCCAGAGAAUCUUCUAUGGCAAAGUUUUGAUCUUCCUGGGGACACUUUUCUCCCAGAAAUGAAAAUUCGCAGCAACAUAAAAAUUGGUAAUUACACAUCUCUUGUGUGUUGGAAAGACACAGAAAAUCCUGCUAGGGGUGAGUAUUCAUAUCGCAUAGAUACUCGCGGUUAUCCUCAAGUAGUGAUAACACAGGGAGAGACAUUAUUGUUCAGAGUAGGCUCAUGGAAUGGCAAAAUUUUAACUGGAAUUCCUUCUGAGACACUCUACAAAUUGUUUGAUUUCUCUUUUGUGAUUACUGAUGAGGAAGUUUCAUAUGGAUAUCAACAAAUGAACCAGUCAAUUAUAUCAAGAUACAUGCUCACUUCAAUAGGCCAAGUACAACGUUUGGUCUGGUCAGACCAGACAAAGAGUUGGCAGCUUUUCUUUGUUGGCCCUGCAGACCAGUGUGAUAAUUAUGCCCUUUGUGGAGCUAACUCUAAUUGUGAUGUUGAUAACUCUCCAACAUGUGAGUGCCUUCAAGGUUUCAUCCCCAAAUCUCAAGGGGAUUGGAAUUCACAAAAGUGGAAUGAUGGUUGUGUUCGAAGAGUUAAUUUAGAUUGUGGUCUCAGUGAUGGGUUUCUGAAGCAUACCGGAAUGAAACUACCAGACACGUCAGCGUCGUGGCUCAAUAAGAGCAUGAACCUUGAGGAAUGUGAGAAAUUCUGUCUGAAAAACUGUUCCUGCACAGCAUAUGCAAGUUUAGAUGUCAGAGAUGGCGGGAGUGGCUGCUUGCUUUGGUUCAAUAAUAUCAUGGACGUGAGGAUCAUGACCUCCGGAGGACAAGACCUUUACAUAAGAGUGGCAGAUUCAGAAUUAGACCAUCACACGGGCUUGAACAAGAUGCAGCUUGCAGGGGUUCUGGCAGGCUGUUCUGUGUUCGUCGGGGCCAUGAUAAUACUGGGAGUGGCCUUACUUUGGAAGAAGAAACUUAAGAAGACAGGAAAGAGCCAAAUACUUAGAUGGAAGAGUCACCCAGACAACAAAGAGGAUGAAUCCAUUGACAUACCAAUAUUUGAAUUAUCAACCAUAGCUAAAGCAACUAAUAACUUCUCCACUAGCAACAAAUUGGGAGAAGGUGGAUUUGGACCGGUUUACAAGGGUACUUGGACAAAUGGGCAGGAUAUAGCAGUGAAGCGGCUAUGCGAUAACUCAGGACAAGGACCAAAAGAGUUCAUUAAUGAAGUUGUUCUAAUUGCCAAUCUUCAACACCGAAAUCUUGUGAAACUUCUUGGGUGUUGCAUUCAAAAUGAUGAGAGAAUCCUGAUAUACGAAUUCAUGAUUAAUAGAAGCUUGGACUACUUUAUUUUUGAUCAAACUAGAAAGAGCUCACUGCUUUGGGCUCAACGCUUUAAAAUUAUUUGCGGAAUUGCUAAAGGACUUCUCUAUCUUCAUGAGGAUUCUAGAUUAAGGAUUAUCCAUAGAGACCUGAAGGCCAGCAACAUUCUUCUAGAUGAAAAUAUGAAUCCAAAAAUAUCAGAUUUUGGUCUUGCUAGAAUCUUUGGGGGUGAUGAAGUUGGAGAGAAAACAAAAAGUGUAGCAGGAACUUAUGGUUAUAUUUCUCCAGAGUAUGCAGCCCGUGGGUAUUUCUCAGUGAAAUCCGAUGUCUUCAGUUACGGUGUUAUUUUACUAGAGAUAGUUAGCGGAAAGAAAAACACGGGAUAUUUUGACCAUCAUGAUCUUCACCUUCUUGGACAUGCAUGGAGACUGUGGUGCGAACAAAUGUUACUGGAGCUGAUAGAUGAAUCUCUAGGCGACUCAAUUGCUCUAGCUGAACAAGAAGUAUUGAGAUGUAUUCAGACUGGACUUCUAUGUGUGCAAGACAGACCAGAGGAUAGGCCAGACAUGUCAGCUGUAGUUCUUAUGCUGAAUGGUGAGAAACCAUUGCCAAGACCAAAGGAACCCGCCUUUUAUCCGCGUCACCUAGGCUCUUCAUCAGAAAAUAGUAAGCUACAUUCUACCAAUGAGAUGUCCAUGUCAUUGUUAAAACCGAGAUAGUUUAUAUUGGUGAGACAGAGAAUGAGACAUGGUUUGGAGAUAGGAGACUUCAAUCCUAAGGAGUUUAAUAGGAUUCAAUGCAAACAAAAUAGGUUUGCUUCUCAAUGUAUACGACUGAAUACAAAUCUGAAAGGUGUUUAAGUAUAGAAAACUUCACUA